AUGUCCCUCAACACCACCAAUGUCCCUCAACACCACCAAUGUCCCUCAACAUCAUCAAUAUCCCUCAACAUCAUCAAUAUCCCUCAACAUCAUCAAUAUCCCUCAACAUCAUCAAUAUCCCUCAACAUCAUCAAUAUCCCUCAACAUCAUCAAUAUCCCUCAACAUCAUCAAUAUCCCUCAACAUCAUCAAUAUCCCUCAACAUCAUCAAUAUCCCUCAACACCGACAACACUGAAAACGUUGAUCAAAACCCGCAACACCGACAACCCAACCGUAUCUCCGCCAUAUUCUUACCAUCGCCCUUUGACCAUCCUCUAUACUCCCGGAAAACCCACUCCCACCCUACCGCCCAUCCACCCUACUCCCCCCCUUCUCCGCAUCACCAAUGCCCCUUCCUCCUCGCCAAUUCACAUCCUCUCACCAUCUUUCCCCUCCAUCUUUUUUACCCGUCCUUGUGCCCCCGGCCUAUACGUCCCCCCGUUGCGGAAUGUCCAAUGCCCCUUCCUCCUCGCCAAUUCACAUCCUCUCGCCAUCUUUCCCCUCCAUCCUUUUUACCCGUCCGUGUGUCCCUACCCUAUACGUCCCCCGCUGCGGAAUGUCCCCAAUAUCCCUUUGAAUAUCAAUCAUCUCACCUCUUGCCCUAUCCGCCGGACCCUCCCGGAUAUCAUCACUGAAUCCCUCCUAUCGUGA
Molecule: messenger RNA, 690 nt
Organism: Penicillium argentinense
Lineage: Eukaryota; Fungi; Ascomycota; Eurotiomycetes; Eurotiales; Aspergillaceae
Exons: 1
Coding region: 1-690 (229 amino acids)
Source: RefSeq, a predicted model, not a curated record